Messenger RNA from Sesamum indicum (sesame), 2965 nucleotides. Its product is annotated as inactive TPR repeat-containing thioredoxin TTL3. Lineage: Eukaryota; Viridiplantae; Streptophyta; Magnoliopsida; Lamiales; Pedaliaceae. Gene Ontology annotation, molecular function: protein binding. The record is from RefSeq and is a predicted model, not a curated record. Gene Ontology annotation, cellular component: cytoplasm.
ACGAAAAACAGAAAAAUUAAGAAUAUAGGUAUAUGUUUUCUAGCCAAUGGGCUCUCGUUGCCUUCUUCCCAGGAGGCCUGUAAGAUCGUAGUAUAACGUCAACCAAACAUCUCUCCUGUCUCUCUCCAAACCUCUGUCUGUUUCAAACUCUCUCUCUCUCUGUCUCUCUGUCUCUCUACAUUCUUGAUGAAAAUGGAUUAAAUUAUAAUACAAUUUCUUUUCGUUAGUCCCUUGGCCUACAAGUUUCCAACUUGAGAUUAAGCAUCAAUCAAACCUUUUUAUUGCUUUUAGCUGUGCAUAACAUAAACACCUCUCCAAUCAAGACAACCUUUCUCUAUGCAUAGUAUUCAACAAACUUUCCUUGUUACCUGUCUGAAUUAAUUCUUGAUUCUCCACUUUUUUCUUCAAAGGCUGAAAUGGGAGAGAUUUCUGGUGAGAAAACGGGCUGUGGCUUUCUCAGAGCAGUUUUCGGGCGCAGAGGUACACGGCCGAGAAGAUCAUCCUCCACGGGAUCUCUUCCGCAGACCAAUUUGAAUAACAAUAAUGUGACCCGAUUUCCAAGCACCCCGGGCUCCAGAACCCGGAAAGAUGCCUUUGCGGACUCACCCAAUGCUAAAAAGGACCAGAAACAGGCCGACAGGAUCAUCGAACGGCCCGGCCAAACCUACUCAAGGAAUGUUUAUAAGCCUCAGCAGCAUCAGGGCCUGAACAAGAAUGAAACAGCUCGGGCUGGAAGCCAACAGGGCUACGUCCCGGCCCGAAAGGGGCCUCCUCCAGGGCCUGGAAUCUCGGGCGAGCUCGAAAGCGUGAUUAUGGAUUACCAGAAGAUGAAAGGGGCAGGUUCUCUAAUCAGGGCAUCGUCCAGCAACGUAAUGUUGUUUGGCAAUUUGGGGAACUUGAGACAGCCCAGAAACAAUAAUAGCAGCAAUGCGGGCUCAAACAAUGUUCUUGAUUACACUCCUAGUUCCGCCAAGGAUGAGCCUGUCCCGGCCAAUGGCAAAUACUCCACCAGCGUAAUAGGGAAUGUGGUCAAGAAAAACGAACACGGGCCUGAAAAGCCCGUUUCCCUCUGCCGGGCCUUGUCCACUAGAAUGGACCCCGAGGAACUGAAAAUUCUUGGAAACGAAGACUACAAAAACGGGCGAUUUGCAGAAGCGGUGGCCCUUUACGACGCAGCGAUUUCCAUUGACCCGAAUAAGGCUUCUUAUAGAAGCAACAAGAGUGCAGCGCUCGUUGCACUCGGCAAGCUUCUUGAGGCAGCAUUUGAGUGUCGUGAAGCCAUUCGUAUCGAGCCGUGUUACCAACGAGCUCACAAUCGAUUAGCAACCCUUUAUGUCAGGUUAGGAGAGGCUGACAAGGCCGUGUACCAUUUCAAACAGUCCGGGCCGGAAGCCGAUCCUGAUGCUAUGAACAAGGCUAAGACAGUUCAGAUUCAUUUAAACAAGUGUACUGAUUCAAAGAGACAGGGGGAUUGGAACGGUGUCUUGAGAGAGACCAGUUUGUCUAUAGAAGCCGGUGCUGAUUCUGCGCCGUUGAUAUUUGGUCUGAAAGCUGAGGCCUUGUUGAAGCUCAAUAGGCGUGAAGAAGCAAUCCAAACCAUGCAGAACUGCCCCAAUUUCGACAUUGAUGAUUGUACAAAGCUCUACGGGCCUAUUGGAAGUGCAAGCAUCUUAGUGUAUCGUGCUCAAUUUAACCUCGUCACGGGGAGGUUCGACGAUGCUGUGGCAGCAGCUCAACGAGCAACUAAGCUUGAUCCAAAUAACAUGGAAGCAACAGCGAUGUUAAGGAGGUCAAAGGCUGUAGCAUCAGCGAGAGCAAAUGGCAAUGAGCUGUUCAAGGUUGCAAGAUAUUCCGAGGCAAGUAUUGCAUAUGGUGAAGGGCUUAGCUACGACCCCUAUAACGCGGUCUUGUUGUGCAACAGAGCUGCCUGCAAGUCAAAACUCGGCCAAUACCAGAAAGCUUUAGACGAUUGCAAUGCUGCGCUUAAUGUCCGUUCGAAUUAUAGUAAGGCUAUAUUAAGACGGGCCGAUUGUUAUGCCAAGAUGGAGAAAUGGGGUGCAUGUGUUCAAGACUGUGAAGUAUUGUUGCGAGAAAAUCCAGAUGACGAAGAGGUACAGAAGUUAUUGAAGGAGGCGAAGAUGAACCUUCAGAAACACGGAGGAAACUUAGACACAAAUGUGGGCAAUAGCCCUAGUACCAGCAUUGUUGUUGUGUCGAGCAUCGAACGUUUCAGAGACUAUGUAACAUCUCCUGGUACAUCUAUGGUUUUGUUCUGUAAGAAGGCAGGGGAUAGGAAAACCAUGCAGCUCAUACAGCAACUCAACCAGAGAUAUCCAUCGAUCAACUUCCUUAAGGUGGAGGUGGACGACCACCCUUCAUUAGCCAAGUCCGAAGGGGUGAACUCAUUUCCGACUUUCAUAAUAUACACCAAUGGAUUGCGGGCAAAAGAAGUCCGGGGAGACAACUAUGUUUUGUUAGAGAAAUCGAUCAAAUAUUAUGUCAACUCAUGAUCAAGUUGAUAUAAUGUGUAAUGAAAUGGAAUCGAUCUCUUUCCUGGUUCUUGCAGGGAAAUGAUAUAGCCUGAGGUGAGUUCAGUUACGGCCAGACAAACUACAUGGCAAGUGAAUAACAUUUGUUCUAAGAUUGGUUGGUUUGAUCGGACCUGAUUAUUCGGGUGAAAGUUUUUCAGUCCAUGCAUUUGUUACUUGGCUAGUGGCUAGCCCGAGUACGAAUCACUUUGUAUUAGAAAUUAGUGUUUGUGUACAGUUGUAAUGUAGAAAGAAAUGCUCUUUUAAUACAAAAAGAAGCAUAGGAUUCAGUUUAAGACAGGGAAAAUUGGUUUUGAAUGAAUGAGAAAGACCAAGAUUGUCUUUUUUUUUUUAAUUUUCUUUUUCUAAUUAUUACAUUUUUAGAACGUGUGUUGUAAAUUAUUUUGAAUAUUAUUAGAAGUUUCUCUUCCCUCCAA